AGCAAAUCUAACUAUGGGUCAAUUUUAUCUGAACAUCAACUUCGAGGAAACCUAUGAAGAUUUAUAUCUGUACACAUUGAAUAAAGAAUGCUAUGAGUGUCCCUAUCUCCUUUCAUACCAUGGCAAUGGCUCCAUCAAGAAUUGUAUGAGUAAGGAUCCACCGAACACCGUUUUCUCUACUGACCUCAAAUUUCGGAUUGCCACUGAACACAAAGAGUAUUUUCCUCAAGACCAAUCCAGUAAUGUGAUUUGUGAUCUGGAUCAAAGCUUUGGUCAGUUUGGGAUUUACAACGUGAACAUCAAUGAAUCAGGAUGCUAUGUGGAUGUUCUCGUAGAGCCAGUGAAUAUUUACACUCCGAUUCUAACUGUGAUCCUAAUAUAUUCAGCUCUAUUUUCGCUAAUUUAUGGAAUCUUUUUCUUGUGGAGAACUAGAAAAACGUCAGAAGACAGCCAAGCGAAAAAGGAAAGAAUCAAAUCUCUUGACACUUUCAGAGGUAUCAGCAUUGUGGUUAUGAUAUUUGCAAACUUCGGGUGUGGAGGCUAUGAGUUUAUAGACCACGCGAAGUGGAAUGGACUUCACAUAGCAGACCUGGUUUUUCCUUGGUUCAUAUGGAUCAUGGGGGCUUGCAUACCAAUGUCGUUGACAUCAAGUUUCAAGAGGAAAAUCUUGAAUAAGGAAUUGAUGGCAAAUAUCACAAAAAGAUCGUUGAAGUUGUUCUGUUUGGGAAUAUUUCUGGGUAGCGGUUCUGACUUAAAUUUCCUCCGUAUUUUUGGAGUAUUACAAAGGUUUGGUGUCGCAUACUUCACCAUUUCCACCAUAUGUAUAUACUGUAUGGACAGAGCCGAAAUCAAAGAAGGAAACUCUUAUUUGGCCGAUAUUCUGAAAAUCUGGAAAGGAUGGAUAGUAGUUUUGUCUCUUCUUUUGGUUCAUACGAUUUUAAUAUUCACGGUUGCCGCUCCGGGUUGUCCGAAAGGAUAUAUGGGUCCAGGAGGUUUGCACAAAAAUCGGUCUCACAAUCAUUGCGUCGGAGGAGCAACAGGAUACAUUGAUGAAUUGAUAUUGGGGAACCAUAGAUACCAAAAUCCAACCAUUUGGGCUAUUUAUGAAGCGAAACCUUUCGAUCCUGAAGGUUUACUCGGUUGCUUGACCACGAUAUUCCAUGUCUUCAUAGGAGUACAGGCUGGAACGACCCUCAUUGUCUACAAAAACCAUUCAGAUCGCCUCAUCAGGUGGCUGUCAUGGGCAGUUUUUACUGGAUUGAUUGGAGGCGGCCUUUGUGGGUUCAGCAAAGAGGAGGGUCUGAUUCCUGUCAAUAAGAAUCUAUGGUCCCUAUCAUUCGUUAUGGUUACGUCGAGCCUCGCAUUCUUGAUGUUGAGUAUCACCUACAUUUUGGUGGACAUGAAGAAAUGGUGGUCUGGAAAACCUUUUCUUUAUGCAGGAAUGAACGCGAUCCUGAUGUACAUCGGCCAUGAGAUGACAGAUGGACAUUUUCCGGUUAGGUGGUACUUACACAACUACAACAGUAUACAGGGUGAUUAUCGAAGGACCCAUUUUUUGGCGCUCUUAUCUGAUGUGUGGGGUGUCAGCAUUUGGGUUCUAGUGGCUGUUUAUUUGUACAAAAUCAACUACUUUUUUUCUAUUUAAUAAAUAUUCGAUCGAUUA
Phaedon cochleariae (mustard beetle) is the source of this 1663-nucleotide messenger RNA. NCBI's taxonomy places the organism in Eukaryota, Metazoa, Arthropoda, Insecta, Coleoptera, Chrysomelidae. The record is from the annotation of a GenBank genome assembly.